CAUCUCUAUUGAACACAACUAUUUAUUUUUGAUAAUGAAUUUCAUUAUAAAAUUAGGUGUGCUGCCCUGCCCUGAAAUAAUAUAAACAUAACAAAUCAGUUUCUGCGGCUGUCAAUACAGUUAGAAAUGCAACCAAUCUUUAACGACGCAGCGCGACUAUGGAAUUGAUAAAAAUGAAGCGAAAUUUGGAGUUCAACAAUAUGUCAAAUGUGGAGCUGCAGGUAUGGACGACUCGUAUCCUGGGCGAAGCUCAGUGCGAAAAUGCAAUGAAUCAAAAUCUUGAGUCGACAUCCAUCGCUAGGAUGUCACAUUUUGAGCGAAAUGCCAUCGAUGCAGCUAUUGCUUGCCACGGACUUUUUAUAGAUAAUGAUGAUGAAGAGAAACCGCCUCCAGUUCGUCGACAGCGCCUGUGGCUGCCGCAGUCUACAUUGAGCAACGCAACAGCGCACAGCAACAACAGAAAUGUUGUUUCAGACUUUAACGAAGCUGUUAUAUUGGAGACCAUUGACAGUCUCGGCCUACUCAGGAGACCUUAAGUAAGGUUUCAGGAUUAUACAACACACAUCCACAUGAUAUUGUAUACAAAUUAUUCUUAAAUAUGCCUAAAAACUAGCGAAUUCUACGUUUCCUUUUUUUCAAGCUUUCAAGUUAACAAUUAAUUUAUAAGUCCAGUUGUUACGACAUUUGUUUGGCCUUCGGUUUUCCGUACUAUAUUCGAGUCGAUUUCCGUUAUAUUUCUCUCUUCACAACAAAGUCACAUCCAGCCGCUAUGCAUGGCAGCCCACUCUGCCAGGGGGCGCCACUGGACGAGGAAGAGUGUGAUAAUGACAGAAUGAUCACCUGGCAGGGUGUCAGAAAAGGGAAAUGGUUUUCCUUAAUUCUGGCUACAUUAAUGAUUCGAAAUAAUUGAGCACAUUUAUUUAAACUUAAGAACCCUAUGUACAUACUUAAUAUAUGCUGUGUGUGCUCAUUUAUAUUAUUGUUUGAAUAAUCCCAGUUGAUAUAAUGCUCGGAUUUAAAGCCCUGAAAGUGACCAAAGUGGGCAAAGUGCAUGCUCUUCGACAUAUGGCGGGCUUUAUCCAGUUGGAAAAAACGAAAAUGCCUUAAUUGAAACUUUUUUACUUUGAUAAAGCAUCACAUUAUUUAUUUGGCAAAGUAAACAUAAACAACAAAUUGACUAAAAUUGCACUUAUUAAACGAACUAUAGAAAUGGAAUUGUCAGGGCUAUUCAUAUAAAUAGGACGAAUAUGAAAAUAAAGGUUUAUAUUUUCUCACGAAA
Messenger RNA from Drosophila subobscura, 1279 nucleotides. RefSeq lists its product as uncharacterized. The transcript has 2 exons. The record is from RefSeq and is a predicted model, not a curated record. The coding region runs from base 159 to 536 and encodes 125 amino acids. NCBI's taxonomy places the organism in Eukaryota, Metazoa, Arthropoda, Insecta, Diptera, Drosophilidae.